AUGUUUGGCUCAAAACUCAAUUCUAUUGUGGCUUUGGUUAUGAAUGGAACUGUAGAUUCACCUGCAAGAAUGAUAAAAAUGGAGGAAUUGGAUGCUUUGCAAAAUGCAAUUGCAAAGGUUAAGCAAAUCGUCGAAGGGAAGGUACCUGCUGUGGAAUAUAUGGAGAUUUAUAGUGAAAUCUAUACAAAAUGCUAUUGUGUGGAUCGGAGGACGAUGCAAUCCAAAUAUGAGAAAACUUUAGAAGAUUAUAUCAAUUCAACAGUUGCCCCCGCAUUGAGGGAGAAAGAAGAUGAGUUUCUUUUGACAGAAGUUGUGAAGCAAUGGGAAUAUUACAAGCAAAUGGUUAGAUUUCUAUUGAGACUUGUGUUUUUUCGUUUGACCUGUGAUCCUUGUAACAGAUCAAAACCCGAGGAAGCUGCUCAGAGAUGCUUCGUUGAAAUGGUUUUAAAUGAAAUUUUGUGCAGCAAUUUGCAGGCUGCUAUGAUGGUUGAAAUUCAUAAAAUGCGGGAAGGUCAGAGCAUUCUGGACGGGACUGUAUCGAAGGAUGUUGUGUGUAUGCUUUGGGCUUUUGGGAUGGACUACUAUAAAGAUUUAGAGCUGGCCAUUUUUGAAAGUAGCAAAAUAUGCUAUUCCAGAAAGGCUGCCUCAUGGAUAUGUGAGUAUUCUUGUCCAGAUUAUUUGUUGAAGGUUGCUAAGCAUUUGAGGUUGGAGAAAGAAACAAUUGCAAUGCAUUGUGUGCAUCAGAGUAGCCAAACUAGGUAUCCAGAAAUGGUAGAAAAUGAACUUCUUUGCAAGCAUGAAUGUCAACUUUUGAAGGAAGAUUCAUAUUGCCAUCCAUUGUUGAGAAAUGAGAAGAUGGAUGAUCUUUCAGAGAUGUUUAUCUUGUUUUCUGGAAUAGAUAAGGGCAUUCAGCUCUUGGCCAAAAUAUUUAGACAGCAUGUUACUAGGCAUGGGACAUUAUUGAUCAAACAUGGAGGACAGAUGGUGGCAGAGGCAAUAAAGGCAAAUGAUCAAAAAGAAGUGAUUGCAAGUGAGAAAGAUCAGUUUGUGAUGAGUAUUAUCCAGUUGCAUGAGAAAUACAUGCAAUGUGUGGAGGAGAAGUUUAGUAACCACUGCCUUUUCAUAAAUGCACUCAUGGCAGCCUUCCAGAGUUUUUGCAAUGAACAAGUUGCAGGAAACAGUAUUUGGGAAUUGUUGGUCAUAUUUUGUGACAAUAUUUUGACAAAUAGAAACAUGACAUAUUCAGAAGUUGAAGAUGCCCUUGAUAAGGUUGCAAAGAUCUUUCACUGCGCCUGUCACAAUGACAUGGUUGCAGAUUUUUACAGGAAGAAGCUCACAGAUAGGCUUUUUUCCCAUAUAAGUUCAAGUCCUGAUUAUGAAAAAAGCAUGUUAGUUAAGUUGAAGUUUGAGUGUGGAAGAGAAUUUAUAUCUAAAAUGGAGGGCAUGCUUAGUGAUUGGGCAUUGGCAAAGAAAACACAAUUAGAUUUUGAGGAAUACCUCAGUCAGAAUCCUCUUCAUCCAUGUUCUGGAAUUGAAUUCUCUGUGACAGUUUUGACAUCUGGAUUCUGGCCAAGCUAUAGGUCACCUGAAUCACUUGUCCUUCCUGUUGAAAUGGUGAGACAUUUAGAGUCAUUCAAAGAGUUCUAUAAGAGAGAAAACAUGAACAGAAGGUUAACAUGGAAACAUUCUAUGGGAACAUGCACUAUUACUGGAAGAUUUGACCAAGGUGAAAUUCAAUUAGUUGGAACACCUUGUCAUGCAAGUGCUCUAUUGUUGUUCAAUGAAACAGAGAGGCUAAGUUUUUCACAAGUUAAAUCCCAGUUGAAUUUGGAAGCUGAAGAUACAAUUGCAUUGCUGAAUUCCCUUGCCUGUUCAAAAUACAAAAUCCUAAGUAAAUUUCCUAAUGGCCAAUCUGUGAUAGAAACAGAUUAUUUUGAAUUCAAUGCAAAAUUUUCUUGUAUCAAGAGGAAGAUUAGAUUUCUGGCACCUACAGCCAAUGUGAAAGAAAAUGUUGGGAAGGUUUUGUUUCAAGAUAGACAUCAUAUAAUUGAUGCUUCCAUUGUAAGAGUUAUGAAGAGCAGAAAAGUAUUAUCUCAUAAGGAGUUAGUGAUGCAAUGCAUUGAGCAGGUUAAAGACAGGUUUAAACCAGAUAUGAAGGAAAUUAAAAGGAGAAUUGAAAAUCUGAUUGAUAGGGAAUACUUAGAAAGAGAUGAAGAAAAUCCUGACAUGUACAAUUACAUCGUAUGA
This is a messenger RNA of Cryptomeria japonica (Japanese cedar), 2247 nucleotides long. RefSeq names its product cullin-1. The record is from RefSeq and is a predicted model, not a curated record. NCBI's taxonomy places the organism in Eukaryota, Viridiplantae, Streptophyta, Pinopsida, Cupressales, Cupressaceae. Gene Ontology annotation, cellular component: cullin-RING ubiquitin ligase complex. The coding region runs from base 1 to 2247 and encodes 748 amino acids. The transcript has a single exon. Gene Ontology annotation, molecular function: ubiquitin protein ligase binding. Gene Ontology annotation, biological process: protein ubiquitination; ubiquitin-dependent protein catabolic process.